This is a messenger RNA of Camellia sinensis, 2879 nucleotides long. RefSeq lists its product as uncharacterized. Gene Ontology annotation, molecular function: protein dimerization activity. The record is from RefSeq and is a predicted model, not a curated record. NCBI's taxonomy places the organism in Eukaryota, Viridiplantae, Streptophyta, Magnoliopsida, Ericales, Theaceae.
CUUUCCUUCCUUGGGAAGCUUUACUUGCCAGCCACAAACUUCUAAUCACUUUGAUAAACAACUCCCAAGAGUACAAACAAACCAACUCCCAAGAGUACAAAGAAUACAAACAACUCUCACCUUUUCACCUUCCACUCAGUAUAUGUUUUUUUUUGCAUAUAACAGUUUAGCCCCCCAAAAAACAGAGGCUUCGGCUGUAUGUAUCUUUAGCCCCAAAAAAUCUUUCAAAACUUCCUUCCAUUAUUAAUUUCAUCUACAGGGGAAAUGUCUUCCUCCCAAUCUUCAGCCAAGCAAAAGCAAACCUUGCGUCCAGCAGCAUGUCAAGGAGCAGAGUUUGAUGACAAGCCAUUGUGGAAUCAUGUGAAGGUUCUCAAUGUGGGUUCAGGUGGAGGUGGAAAUAGAACCUGGUCCUGUAAUUACUGCAGCAAAAAAGUAACUGGGUCAUAUACAAAGGUGAAAGCUCAUCUGUUGAAGCUUUCAAAUCAUGGAGUUGAACCUUGCAAAUCCAUAAGAGAUGAUGUUGUUGAAGCUAUAAGGAAGGAGCAUGAUGAUGCUGAAGUGAGAAAAGCUCAACAAGCAUUAAAUGCAAGAAAAAAAGCAGAAUAUGUUACUUUACCAGAAGGCUCAGACUUGCUGCAACAGAAAAAACGCAAGGGAAUGGCUCCACCAGGUGCUUUGCAAAAGUCAUUUAAUGUUGCUCAAAGAGAUAUUGCUGACAAAGAUUGCGCUCGAAUGUUCUAUGCAAGUGGCUUACCUUUCAAUCUGGCAAGGUCACCUUACUUUCGGAAGUAUUCUCAGUCUUUAGCAAAUAGCAGCUUGAUGGGCUACACUCCUCCUUCAUACGAUAGGCUACGUACCACAUUAUUAUCCCAAGAAAAAGCGCAUGUUAAUAGGCUACUGCAACCAAUUAGAGAUUCAUGGCACAAGAAAGGGGUUUCAUUACUUUCUGAUGGGUGGUCAGAUAGGCAACGACGCCCUCUUAUCAAUGUCAUGGCAUCAUCUGCAGGAGGAUCAAUGUUUGUCAAAGCUAUUGAUUCAAGUGGAAUUGUAAAAGAUGGAGAAUAUGUUGCAAGUUUGUUCAUUAAAGCCAUCAAAGAGGUCGGGGAAGCAAAUGUUGUGCAGAUUGUAACUGAUAAUGCAUCAAAUUACAAAGCUGCUGGGUUGAGUAUUGAAAACACGUAUCCACAUAUUUUCUGGACUCCAUGUGUGGUGCAUAGUUUGAAUUUGGCAUUGAAGAGCAUAUGUACCCCACCAGAUAAAUCAGCUCAAUAUGAUCAAUGUAAGUGGAUUUCAGAUUUAGUUUCUCAGGUGCAGAAUAUUCGUAAUUUUAUUCUCAACCAUAGCAUGGCAUUGUCUAUUUUCAAUGAAUAUUCUACUUUGAGAUUGUUGAGUGUAGCAGAAACCAGGUUUGCAUCCAACAUCAUCAUGGAUGUACGUUUGAGGGAAGUUAAGACAUCCCUUGAGAAAAUGGUGAUGGAUGCAAACUGGAAAAUUUAUAGGAAAGAUGGCAAUAGUGUGGCUGAGAUUAAAGCUCGUGAGGUAAAACAAUGCAUUGUAAAUGACUCAUGGUGGGAUAGCAUAGAUUACCUUAUAAGCUUUACUAAACCUAUCAUUGACAUGUUAAGGGAAGCUGACACAGACUCUCCUGUUUUACAUCUGGUAUAUGACAUGUGGGAUACCAUGAUUGAAAGUGUGAAAAAAAUCAUCUUUGACCAUGAAGGGAUAGACUUAAUUGUUGGCCAAUCAACCUUCUUUAAUGUCAUUCACCAAAUUUUGGAGAGUAGAUGGAACAAAAGUAAUACCCCUUUACAUUGUAUGGCCCAUUCAUUGGUUCCAAAAUACUACUGUCAUGCUUGGCUCCAAGAUGGUGGUAAUGAAAUUCCAAGAAUAUCACCACAUGAGGAUCAUGAAGUCUCCAUGAAUAGAAGUAAAUGUUUGAAGAGGUUGUUUCCUAAUCAAACUGAUUUACGAAAAGUUUAUGCUGAAUAUGGAGCAUUUUCUAGUGGGUCGGAUUAUUUUAACCAACCUCAUGUCAUUGAUGCAAGAAUAUUUGAGGAACCUCUUUCAUGGUGGGCCAAUCAUGGUGCGGAAGCACCAUUACUACAAGCAUUGGCUUUUAAAUUGCUUGUGCAGCCAGCAUCUUCCUCUUGUUGCGAGAGAAAUUGGAGCACAUAUUCUCUAAUUCAAAGUGUUAAGAGAAACCGACUAGCAACAAGCAGAGCUGAAGACUUGGUGUUUGUGCAUUGCAAUCUUCGCUUAUUGUCAAGGAAGAGCAAGGAGUAUAAAGAAGGACCCACAAAAUAUUGGGACAUAUGUGGAGAUUUGUUUGAUAUAGAAGGGCAUGACAUAAUGGAGUUGGCACAAAUUUCCCUUGAUGAUCCAGAGAUGCAAACCAUGACUUUUGAUGAUGACAAUGAAAGUCAGCAAGUUGUUGUUGAAGAUUAAACCAAUUGAAGAAGAGUGACAGUCAGCUAGUUUUUUUUUGUUUUUUUUAUUUUGAUAAAUAGUCAACUAGUUUCUUUGUAGUCAUCUAUUCUUGGUUUAGGAGUAGAAGACUUCAAAGAAAUUGUGUUUUUUCAUUUCAAGAACUAUGCAUGACCUUUAAGGAUAUUAUGUUUUUUGGAUAAUUUAUUUUGGUAUAUGUUUUUUGGAUAAUUUAUUUUUGUGGCAUGUAAUGAAGUUACAUUUACUAGAUGUUUUAUGAAUUAUCUAUUUGGUUGGCACAUAAUUUUAGAGUUGAUUUAUUUUACAAUUUAAAUGCAUUUAUACUAAUUUUUGUUUAGCCGUAUCCACGUACUCGUAUCUAAUUUUUGGGUACUUUUCAAACGUACCCGCGUAUCCCUCAUUUAGAGAUUUGACGAGUCUGACUCUUAGAUACA